CGAACCAAUUAUUUAUUGAAAAAGAUGUGUAAAGAGGGGAAUGGGUGUGUGUAAAUAGAAGCUCCCCAAUCCGUGAUCGUGUGAAGUCGAGCGAGGUAGAGGAUUAAGGGUUUUGCCUCUGCGAUCGAGUCUCCAACUGAGGUUUCGCCAUGGUACUUCUACAGCCAGACCCAUUUCUCAAUGAGCUUACUAGCAUGUUUGAGCGCAGCACAGAAAAAGGCUCUGUUUGGGUUACUCUCAAACGCUCAUCCAUGAAGUCUAAGGCCCAGAGGAAAAAAAUGGGAACGGCUGGUGACGAAAUUGAGUACAGAUGUCUUGUUCGGGCAACUUGUGGCAAAAAGACUAUUUCCACUUCGGUGGGGCAAAAGGAUCACCAACGGUUUCAAGCUUCUUAUGCAACAAUUCUCAAGGCUCGGAUGACUGCUUUGAAGAAGAGGGAGAGGAAGGACAAGAGAAAGGCUGCAGAUGCAGCUGCUGAUAAGAAACAAGACGGUUCAAAGAAGCGAUCUACUGCUCCUCUUUAGUCCUGUGUUUAAGCUCACCUCAGCUGGAUCUUCUUGUUUCUCUUCUUUUUUCCGUCUCACUUUUCUUUGAUAGAAUGCGAUGAUAAUUUUCACUCUCUCUCUCUCGCUCUCUCUCUCUCUCUUAAUUAGAGCUGUUAAAGGGAUUUGAAUUUGAAGAGACAUGUUUUUGUUCAAUUGCCUUUCAAAAGAUGAUUAGAUAUUACCAUGUGUCACUGAUUACAUUGUAUUUUUGGCAAAUGAGAAACUGCAGCACACUCUAAAGUGAGUCAUUUUUAGCAUGUCUCAUUCGUAAAAUUUUCAUCAAUGUAAUUGAUUUGGAAUGCUAUUUCUGCCUUUUAAGAA
This is a messenger RNA of Camellia sinensis, 866 nucleotides long. RefSeq names its product signal recognition particle 14 kDa protein. The record is from RefSeq and is a predicted model, not a curated record. Gene Ontology annotation, biological process: SRP-dependent cotranslational protein targeting to membrane. Lineage: Eukaryota; Viridiplantae; Streptophyta; Magnoliopsida; Ericales; Theaceae. Gene Ontology annotation, cellular component: signal recognition particle, endoplasmic reticulum targeting. Gene Ontology annotation, molecular function: 7S RNA binding; endoplasmic reticulum signal sequence receptor activity.